AUCUCAUCCAGCUUCACCAUCCCCUCCCAAAUCCAACCCCCAACACCGACAAAAUGGCCGGCGGAAUCACUGUUCGCGACGUCGAUGCGCAGAAGUUCAUCACUGCCUAUGCUGCUUUUCUGAAGCGUCAGGGCAAGCUGCCCAUCCCCGGUUGGGUUGACACCGUCAAGACUGGUCCCGCCAAGGAGCUGCCUCCCCAGGACAUUGACUGGUUCUACGUCCGCGCCGCCUCCGUCGCCCGCCACGUCUACCUCCGCAAGACCGUCGGUGUUGGCCGUCUCCGCAAGGUCCACGGCACCGCCAAGAACCGCGGCAACCGCCCCUCCCACCACGUUGACGCCUCCGGCUCCGUCGACCGCAAGGCCAUGCAGGCUCUCGAGAAGAUUGGUGUCCUUGAGCAGGACGAGGAGAAGGGUGGCCGCCGCAUCACCCAGUCCGGCCAGCGUGACUUGGACCGAAUUGCCCAGACCACCGCUGAGGCCGAGGAGGAGGAGGAUGACGAGUAAAUCAAAAUAAACUAAAAGGAGUUUGCUUUAUUUUUCUUGUCUUUCUCUUCACAAUGUCAUGGGAUGGCGGCAUCGGAAUGGGCGUACGGUCUUAGAUUUUGAGAUGUAUGAACAAGAUUCCCUCU
Molecule: messenger RNA, 631 nt
Organism: Trichoderma reesei QM6a
Lineage: Eukaryota; Fungi; Ascomycota; Sordariomycetes; Hypocreales; Hypocreaceae
Gene: rps19
Product: 40s ribosomal protein S19e
Exons: 3
Coding region: 54-506 (150 amino acids)
Biological process (GO): translation; ribosomal small subunit assembly
Cellular component (GO): cytosolic small ribosomal subunit; ribosome
Molecular function (GO): RNA binding; structural constituent of ribosome
Source: RefSeq, a predicted model, not a curated record